Messenger RNA from Cylindrotheca closterium, 531 nucleotides. The record is from the annotation of a GenBank genome assembly. Lineage: Eukaryota; Bacillariophyta; Bacillariophyceae; Bacillariales; Bacillariaceae.
AUGUACUUCUCGACUAAGACUGUCACCUUCCUUACCCUUGGAGCACUUGCUGCCAUGCCUACCAUGGCCCAGCGUGGCGGUGGCGGAACACGUGGUGGUGGUGGCCAACACCCCGGCGGUGGUAGACCAGGCCGUGGUCCCGGGGGCCCGUUUGCCAAUGCUACCUUUGUCGAUAUCACUUGCAGCUCGACCGGUGACUUGGAUUUGACAUGUGAUCCUCGUGGCGAAUCUGAGGACGGAUUCUUUGUCUGUCGAACUAUGACCGACAGAGAAGGCGUCGAACGCAGCAGAGUAAAGUGCAUUCCUUCCGACGGAUCCAUUGAAGGAGUUGACGAAUGUGGCUGCUGCGGAGAGGACUGUCCGGUGACAUGCGACACUUGUCCGUGCACGACCCGUCGUGGUGACCCUGGAGCCUACGUCUUGGAUGAUGACGAUGACGAGCCCUUUUGCGUCCCAUUGAAUGCCGCCAUGAUGAUGGUAUACAAGAGGGAUGAUGUCUCCUGUCUUGCGGAUUGCAGUCUUGCAGGGUAA